GGCGCUGCAGUGAUGGAGGAAAAGCCCCCGUGGGCUGUGUGUGUGGGGAGCCACCGCUCCGGAGGGGAGUGUUCAGCCCUUCCUGGUGGGAGACUUGGGGACGAGUGAAGAAGGGACAGGGAAACUGGAGGGCGUUCCCGGGGGUUCCCUUACAGAUGCUUCUCCUAUGCUGUCCCGGUGGCGGCUGUGGCGCGGCUCGUGCACACUCUGCAGACAGGCGGUUAGAAAUUAGGCGUCCUCACUUCCGGAUCAGCCAAGGGGUGCAGAGAGAAGUAGGGGUCACGCCUCCCCCGCACCCGGAAAGGCGUUGAGAGUCUCCUCCUCCUCCCUACUCCAGAUACCCGAUGGAUUUUCUCAAACCAACUGCAGACUGUCCAGAUGCUGUGCCUUCCCCCGCUGAAACAGGGGGAACGAAUUAUCUGGCCCCUGGGGGGCUUUCAGAUUCCCAACUUCUCCUGGAGCCUGGGGAUCGGUCACACUGGUGCGUGGUGGCAUACUGGGAGGAGAAGACGCGCGUGGGGCGGCUCUACUGCGUCCAGGAGCCCUCCCUGGACAUCUUCUAUGAUCUACCUCAGGGGAACGGCUUUUGCCUCGGACAGCUCAAUUCGGACAACAAGAGUCAGCUGGUGCAGAAAGUGCGGAGCAAAAUCGGCUGCGGCAUCCAGCUCACGCGGGAGGUGGACGGCGUGUGGGUGUACAACCGCAGCAGCUACCCCAUCUUCAUCAAGUCGGCCACACUGGACAACCCGGACUCCAGGACGCUGCUGGUGCACAAAGUGUUCCCCGGCUUCUCCAUCAAGGCCUUCGACUACGAGAAGGCGUACAGCCUGCAGCGGCCCAACGACCACGAGUUCAUGCAGCAGCCGUGGACUGGCUUCACCGUGCAGAUCAGCUUCGUGAAGGGCUGGGGCCAGUGCUACACCCGCCAGUUCAUCAGCAGCUGCCCAUGCUGGCUGGAGGUCAUCUUCAACAGCCGGUAGCCGCGCGCUGGCGGGCGAGGACAGAGCGAGCCGGGCGGGCCCAGUCCAAACUACUUUGCUGCUAAUAUUUUCCUCCGAGUGCUUGCUUUUCAUGCAAAAGUCUUUGGUCAUUGUUCCUUUUUUUUUUUUCUCCCUCUCCUUCUUGUCAUCCUUGUUUAUGUUCCGUUUUGUCUUGUUCUUUGAGAAAUAGCUUAUGAAAAGAAUUGUUGGGGUCUUUUAAUUGGGGGGGAUCGUACGGUUGGCAAGACACCCCCAUGUGAAAAGGGGAAGCAAAAAUCAGUCCCCCUGAACACAGUGUAUGAAUGGGGAGCAGCCCCUAACUCGGGGGGUCAUCGUUUCACUUGUCAGGGUGGGCAUGUGAACGGGUGUGUGCGUGUGUGUUUGUGCGCGCGCACACCCGCGAGCUCUGUGCUCCCAGCUGUGUCUCCCUUGCCCUCUGGACAUGCUCAGUGAGGCAGAGACUGCACCCGGGCAGCCUGAGCCCAAUGUCUCAGCAGUUGCCAGAAGCAAGGCUCUGCCCUCAGCCAGGGAAGCCCCCGCCCCCCCCUCCCCUUCUAAGGACCCAGGCCUGUCACUAGGCUUCCUAGAAACAACGUUGUGCAAGAGGCUGACCCAGAAUCGUUCUCGAGUUUGUCUUAACUCCCCUCCAGCCACCCUGCUGCCAUUGUCUUCCCUCUGUGGCACCUGCUCCCGGAUGUGUCUGAGCUACAGUAUUGCUCACCCGGUGCCCUCUCGGGCCCUCAGCCUCUCCCCUGCCCCGGACCCCUCAGGUUUUACCCGGACUCAGAAAAUCAGCUCAGCACUCGGCUCUCCUGCGGCCUGUGUUGAGCUCUGCUGUUAGACCAGCGAGGGGAGCAGCCCGCUUCCCACCAAGGAUUCGGUCCAUCAUAACCCAAGGUACCGUCCUGGACUGACACCUAACUCUUCUUUCGUUUCUUCUCCAACUCAUACACUCGUAUGAUGUGUUGACACUGCUCUUAGCUCAAUGAGCAUGUUUAGACUUUAACAUAAGCUAUUUUUCUAACUACAAAGGUUUAAGUGAACAAGAGAAGCAUUCUCAUUGGAAAUUUAGCAUUGUAGUGCUUUUGAGAGAAAGGACUCCUGGAAAAAAAAAAGAAACAAAAAACACACACAAAACCCUGAGAUUUAUUAAAGAAAAAAUGUAUUUUAUGUUAUAUAUAAAUAUAUUAUUACUUGUAAAUAUAAAGACGUUUUAUAAGCAUCAUUAUUUAUGUAUUGUGCAAUGUGUAUAAACAAGAAAAAUAAAGAAAAGAUGCACUUUGCUUUAAUAUAAAUGCAAAUAACAAAUGCCAAAUUAAAAAAAGAUAAACACAAGAUUGGUGUUUUUUUCUAUGGGUGUUAUCACCUGGCUGAAUGUUUUUCUAAAGGAGUUUAUGUUCCAUUAAACAAUUUUUAAAAUGUAUACUUGA
Myotis brandtii (Brandt's bat) is the source of this 2410-nucleotide messenger RNA. RefSeq names its product SMAD family member 7 (gene SMAD7). Bases 345 to 980 code for a protein of 211 amino acids. Gene Ontology annotation, biological process: BMP signaling pathway; regulation of transcription by RNA polymerase II; cell differentiation. The record is from RefSeq and is a predicted model, not a curated record. NCBI's taxonomy places the organism in Eukaryota, Metazoa, Chordata, Mammalia, Chiroptera, Vespertilionidae. The transcript is spliced from 4 exons. Gene Ontology annotation, cellular component: heteromeric SMAD protein complex. Gene Ontology annotation, molecular function: transcription regulator inhibitor activity; I-SMAD binding.